Molecule: messenger RNA, 466 nt
Organism: Racocetra persica
Lineage: Eukaryota; Fungi; Glomeromycota; Glomeromycetes; Diversisporales; Gigasporaceae
Source: the annotation of a GenBank genome assembly
UGUAUGUAUUUCAACCCCCGCCUGUUCAAUCUCUGCAUCGGGAACUGAAGCUGUAAUCGAAAAAUUAGUAAAAGCUGUAAAUAAAAUGACUAUACAGCUUCAAGAAAAGAAAAAGUCUCCUCGAGAGUAUUCCAAGGAGUAUUUAGCCAAGGCCAUUUGUUUUAAAUGUGGCUCAGAUACGACUUUAGUUAAUAAUAAAACUCUUCAAGCUCUUCUGUCUUUAUUAGAUAAUAAAAAAGAAGAAGAAAGCCGCGAACAAAUGAAUUACUUAAAUAUUCGUGAAGAUAAUUGGAAUUUAUUCAUGCCUGCUAAAAGAUAUGAGCGCAAGAAGCCUACAGCUAGUAUGCCGUUUAAGAAAUGUAGAAAAGAUCCAGUAAACUCAAAAGGAUCUGGUGAAUUACAAGAACAUAAAGAUGAGUUAGUUCCGGAAGAUAUAUCUAUGGAUAAGGAUAAUUUGAAAGAAUUG